GGAUGAAUGUAACGAACAAGUUCAUAAAUAUCAGUGUGCCAGCUUCAAGAAGUUUGCAACAAAGAAAGAAGCUUGGGCUUUUAUAAAUGAAGAGGCAACAGGAUCAUCAACUUGUUCAAGAGACUUUGGUGAAAAGGACAACAAUUAUACACAUAACAAGGAUACAUCUGAGUCAAGUGAUACAAGAUCAUACAAAAGAUCAUACGAAGAGCCUUCAGAGAAGAAAUAUACAUACAAGCGUGUAAAAUAUACAGAUGUUCCUUAUAGUCCUCCAGCAGAUAAGAAUGAAUUCAAGUACUUAGGAGAUUAUACAGUUGUCUACACAGAUGGAUGUUGCUCAAGUAACGGACGCCAGGAGGCCCGUGCUGGGACAGGUGUAUAUUGGGGACCUGGUCAUCCCCUAAACAAUAGUGAAAGACUUCAGGGACGGCAAACAAAUCAAAGGGCUGAAAUAAAUGCCGCUUGCAAGGCGAUAGAACAAGCAAAGAGUCAAAAUAUCAAAAAACUGGCAAUCUAUACUGACAGCAAAUUCACCAUUAAUG
Thamnophis sirtalis is the source of this 542-nucleotide messenger RNA. The record is from RefSeq and is a predicted model, not a curated record. NCBI's taxonomy places the organism in Eukaryota, Metazoa, Chordata, Lepidosauria, Squamata, Natricidae.